GCAUAUCAAUGAUGAAGGUUUGUCCAAUGCGUCUAAUAUAAUACACGAAGUUUGAACCAGGAACGUAGCAAACGGCGCCAGUCACAUGACACUCAAAUUUCCGCUUUACGCGACUUUUUCUCCCGUCGCGGUCAACGCGUCUUCCAUCACAUUCUCUCUCCAUCAAGGCAUCGAACAUCCAAAAUCCACACCCAAACAGCAAUCAUGUGUAAGACUCACCCAUAAAUCUCUUCCAAAAUUCAAACUUAUUCGUCUGUAGCAAACAAUUACACAUACCAAAAUAAUUAUUCAACCACCACUUACGGCGCGCAAGGCGGGGCUGAUGGCGGUGGAUUUGUUCAAGGAGGGGAUGGUGGAUCGCAGGGAGGAAGUCAAGAUAGUCCUGGAGGAACAAAGGUACAAUUGGUCGCUCACAAAGUUUACCUGCCUAUAUUGAUGAGAUGUAUAGACAUAUGGCAAAGAUACUUUGCGACCGGUAACCAUCAAGCAAAUUCUUGAUGCCGAGCAGCCACAUCCUGAUGCAGAUUUCAAGAUCGAUGGAUCAGAAGUAACUCAGGUAUGUGCAGACUUUCUUUCUACCCUUUUCUACAUUGUUAUCCUUUAUAGUCAAACAAGCAUAUUAACUUUACAAAUCACAGCUCUCAUUCAUCGGCCAAGUCCACUCCAUCUCCAAGCAAGCUACAAACAAUACCUACAAAGUUGACGACGGCACCGGCCUUAUCGAAGUAAAACAAUGGAUCGACAAUGACGCUGAGCCCGACAAUGCAAAAUCUGUUCCGCAAGAAGGUCAAUAUAUACACGUAUGGGGUCGUCUCAAAUCAUUCCACGAUAAACGUCAUGUAGGAGCUCAUAUUAUCCGACCCAUUACCGACAUGAACGAAGUUACGUUCCACGGGUUAGAAGCUACAUUGGUACAUUUACAAUUUACACGGGGUGCUAUUCCUACCGCAGCUGCAUUCAAGACAGAGAGCGGUGACGGGAUCUUUGUUGAUUCAUACGGUGGCAACAAUGUCGGCACAGCUCCCCGUGGUAGAGCAUUACCCGCGCAUGUAACACCUAAUGCGAGAGCUGUGUUCAAUUUAUUACAAUUGGAGCCUCAAAAUAGCGAGGGUGUUAAUGUAAAUAUAAUUGCAACCAGGCUUGGCAUGCCAGUUGCAGAAGUCUAUAAAUGUGGAGAUCAGCUAUUAGCGGAGGGCUGCAUCUAUACAACGGUUGACGAUGAGACAUGGGCUAUAAUGGAGUUCUAGAAGAGGGGCAUAUCAAGGCAUAAUUGGCGUUGCAGGAUGGGAUUGUGGCAUUUGCACAAAUGUAAUGGCUGUAUAUGAAUGAAGUAUGAGCUUAUGAGAAAAUAUACCAGAUAAGGUUGCUAGAUUG
Messenger RNA from Sclerotinia trifoliorum, 1374 nucleotides. Lineage: Eukaryota; Fungi; Ascomycota; Leotiomycetes; Helotiales; Sclerotiniaceae. The record is from the annotation of a GenBank genome assembly.